Messenger RNA from Protopolystoma xenopodis, 450 nucleotides. NCBI's taxonomy places the organism in Eukaryota, Metazoa, Platyhelminthes, Monogenea, Polystomatidea, Polystomatidae. The record is from the annotation of a GenBank genome assembly.
AUGUACAAAUGUCUUUGCAUCUAUUCAGUUGUUGCUGACCAACGCUUACUAUUGCGUCCAAGUAGCUCUCUCCUUACACGACAGCCUAGGGCUGGACAAGGUUCUUCCUACAGCAGGCCAAUCUGUACAACUGUGUUGACUGCGACAUCAUUUACUAACAAAGUUACGUCUUGGCCUGCAUUGGCUACAACAUCUAGUCUUUCUAGGCCUGCUUUCUCGCGUCAUCCUCUCCCUUCGAUCUCAAGACCUGAAUCUAAUCGACAAGUGCUUGAGGCAACGGCAUCAGAGCUGCCGCCACACCAACGAGCUUCUUUUCUCAUCCAAGAGACACACGGUCAUCAGCAGAAAUUUACACCGUUUUCUCACCAAUCCGCUGCUGCUAAGUCUGCCUAUAUGCCCACAUCCCUUAAGGUUUGCCUAAAUAGUUGUGGUUUAUACUAUUGCAUGUAA